Messenger RNA from Neurospora tetraspora, 2277 nucleotides. Its product is annotated as heterokaryon incompatibility protein-domain-containing protein. The transcript has 3 exons. The coding region runs from base 1 to 2277 and encodes 758 amino acids. Lineage: Eukaryota; Fungi; Ascomycota; Sordariomycetes; Sordariales; Sordariaceae. The record is from RefSeq and is a predicted model, not a curated record.
AUGGACGAUCCCUCUCCAGCUCCGCAACCCAAGGCUGUGCCUUGGUCACUGUCGACAUGGUGGGAAGAGUCACCUUUGUCCAGCAACACCCUGAUAUCCCGCGCCCCUCUUCCAGACACGAGAUGCGGAGAGUGCGAGACGGCCAUGAACAGCAAACCGGAGUCAUAUUUCCUUCUCACCAAAGCUGUCUUGAGAGUUGUGAGUGCAUCCCCCGAUACCUGCUGGCAAUGCCGCAUUCUUCUGGCGCUGGCUGAAAGGAAGCUGGGAAGACGUCUGGGCAUUGACGAAGAGCUUGAAACCUGGGGUGCGAGGGAUAAUCUUCAGAAAAUCACGGGCCUUCGCGUGCGGGAGGGUUCUAAACUUAGCACUGGGGAUGAAGAGGAGAACCGACUUGUCAAUAUCUCUUCGCUUGAGACUCUUCCAUGCCCCUGGAACACAUUCGACGCCAAACAGCAUACCUCUUUAGUCGCCCAUAUGCUAGGCUCCCACUCUUACCAAGUAGCCUCCGCCUGGCUCAAAACGUGCGUGACCCAUCACCCAGGCUGUCCUGGCAUGGAAGAAACCCUCCUCCCACGCCGAGUCAUCCACAUCGGCGCCAAUCAUACCGACAUCUGUCUUGUCGAGCACAACUCACCUACCCUCGGCCGGUACACCUGCCUCAGUCACUGCUGGGGAGGAGCGCAGCCGCUGACCACGACCACCCACAACAUCGCCCAACACCUAGAGCGAAUCGAGUGGGACAGCAUCCCAAAAACCUUCCAAGACGCCAUCAAGUUUACCGCCCAUCUCGGAAUCUCGUACAUCUGGAUUGACUCUCUAUGCAUCAUCCAGGACUCUCCCCAAGACUGGGCAGAGGAAUCCGCCAAGAUGUGCAGUAUCUACAAAAACGGGCACCUCACCAUCGCAGCCUCUGCUGCUUCCAAUGGCAGCGGUGGUCUACCAAUCCGCGAUUCCUCCAGCUUCGUCCGUCUUACCGGCACCACAUCAUCUCCUGAAAGCAAACCCUUUGACAUACUAGGUUACUUCAAACUAGGCUUAGGCGACCACCCCUAUCCAACCAACCAUCGUACGCCCUUGCUCUCCCGUGGUUGGGUCCAUCAAGAGAUGCUCUUGAGUCCAAGGGUGGCUCAUUUUGUCAAGAAAGAACUGCUGUGGGAGUGUAAGACGGUAGGGACGUGUCAGUGUCCUCAGCCGCCCCCAUUUCGGAAUGCCUUCUUCAAGGAGGGGCACUACGAAGCGCUGAAUUCCCCCAGACAGUCUGGCGCUCAAUCGGCAGGCGGUAUGCUGGCUCACCAAUGGCACAAGAUUAUCGAGUCAUAUUCCCGCCUCCAGUUGUCGUUUCCGGGGGACAAGUUCCCUGCUCUAUCUGGGCUCGCUCAACAGAUGAGCAAGAAGCGAGGUCCUGCGGUGCGGUACCUAGCGGGCCUUUGGAGUGACUCCCUCCUGACAGAUUUACUGUGGACCGCAGCGUAUGUGUGGAGUUUGCACUCAAUCGAUCGUAUCUUACAAGGCUGGUCCUGGGCUGCUCGUGACGUGCCUGUUAUUUUCCCCCGAAUGGGGACGGAAAGAAAUGGGUCUACCUGUGAGGUAAAAGCACUGUGCAACAUCAUCGAGGCGGAGACUACGCUGGCUACUACGGAUAAAACUGGCCGUAUUUCUGGCGGGCGGCUGGUUGUCAGAGGUAGGCUAUUUGAUGCGAGUCUGUACCGGGACAUUGAACUGCCCGACUCGAAGUCCGGAAAGGCGGAAACCAAGGCUACCGUCACAUUGAGCGUCAACACUCCCAUGGACCCGACGGGCGUCAAGACUUUCAUCUCAUAUGCCUCCGAACGCGGAACCAGCUUCGUCUUAAUGACUCACUCCGACGCCCAAGGGCUCAAAGGCUCGAAGCCUGAUGAGCUGGGGAUCUUGGUCAAGGAGGGAUUCAAUCCUGACUCGAUGGCCGAGCUUUUGUCUAUGGAGAGAACUGACAGUAGGGAAUACAUGGGGAGUGAUAUCAAGGUUUUGAGGAUGGGAAGGGUGGGGAGGAGGCUGCCUACACCUAACGAGAAGAAGUGGUUGGCGGAUAUGGAGUAUGCACUGGUUUUGCAGGGCGUUGACAGCGAAUCGACAGAGCUCGAUGGUGCCAAGGUGGCAAGGAUGUACAAGCGGAUCGGUAUCAUUCACGAAGGCCGCGAAGGUUAUAAGGGGGUGGAGGAUGCGAGGGAGGACUAUUGGGAGCGUUAUCCUAGUUGCUUUGAGCAGGGUGGGAGAGAGGAGACAAUCUCUAUUGUCUAG